This is a messenger RNA of Funneliformis geosporum, 348 nucleotides long. The record is from the annotation of a GenBank genome assembly. Lineage: Eukaryota; Fungi; Glomeromycota; Glomeromycetes; Glomerales; Glomeraceae.
AUGGAUGAUAAUGAUCCAGAUUCACCAUUUGUCAUUGAGGCUAUUCUACAAAAAGCAUUUACUAAAGAAGAAUUACAAAAUCAAGACAACAUUAAAUUUGGUAUCACAGUAGCACUGAUGUUUUUAGAUCUGACUUAUAAUCAGGUUGAGAUUUUGUCUUCAAAAGUACAAGAACGCAUGAACCAAUGGGAUUUUAAUCCAAUUAUACAAAGAUGGCUUAAAUGCAAAGAACCUUUAGAAGAUGAUGGAAUAGAAGAACCGUUAGAAGAUGAUAGAAUAGAAGAACAGUUAGAAGAUGACAUAAUAGAUCAUGACUCUGAUAAUGAAUCUAUAGAUUCUAAUGAUUAA